This is a messenger RNA of Microplitis demolitor, 1222 nucleotides long. Its product is annotated as retinol-binding protein pinta. The record is from RefSeq and is a predicted model, not a curated record. The coding region runs from base 95 to 1027 and encodes 310 amino acids. Lineage: Eukaryota; Metazoa; Arthropoda; Insecta; Hymenoptera; Braconidae. Gene Ontology annotation, molecular function: phosphatidylinositol bisphosphate binding. Gene Ontology annotation, cellular component: membrane. The transcript is spliced from 7 exons.
AGUGCCGUAAGCGAUCGUUUACACCAGGGAUUACCAGCGUAAACCGUCGCUAAGCUUGGAUUAAAACUCGAGUCAUGGACUUAUUCCUUAUUAAAUGACUUUAUUACCACCGACUACUGAGCAACAAAAGAAAAUAAAUGAAGAAAUUCCACCGGAUCCUGAAAUGAGACGUAAGGACAUUCAAGCUCUUCGUGAAUGGAUACUAAAACAACCCCAUUUACCAAAACAUAUGGAUAACGAUAGAUUGGAAAAAUUUCUAUUCGGUUGUAAAAAUAGCAUUGAACGUUGCAAGAUGAUUUUAGAAAGAUAUUUCACCGCAAGAACUGCACUUCCGGAGUUUUUUUUACACAGAGAUCCAAUGUCACGUGACAUACAAGACUGUUGUAAAACAAUAGAUUACUUCGUGUUACCAUCGCUAACAGACGAAGGCCAUCGUGUGACAGUACUGCGAUUAAAAGACAAGGAUAUCAAUAGAUUUUCUGUUCAAGCUAUUACGAGACGUAUACUUAUGGUAAUGGAUGCUAGAUUAACUGAGGAAGCUUGUCUUUCAAAUCAAAUGGUUUUUGAUCUUGAGGGAUUUACCGCUGCACAUUUUGCUAAAUGCAGUCCAACACAAGCGCUCGUAAGAAAAGCAAUGCUCGCUGCACAAGACAGUAUGCCAUUACGUUUACACAAAGUUUACUUUAUAAAUGCACCAGCAUUUAUAAAUAACGUUCUUAAUAUUUUUUAUCCUCUACUAAAACCAAAACUGGUAGACAAGUUUCGUGUGCAUUCGGGUGGAGGUGAAGAAUUGUGGUCUUACAUGAAUAAAGAUAUUUUGCCAAAAGAAUGGGGAGGCAAAGCUGGAACAUGUAAACAAUUAAAUGAUGCAUGGAAAAAAAAAGUUGAAAAAUACAGAGACUGGUUUUUACAAGAAGAAAAAUUAAGUAAGACAGAUGAGAAAGUAAGAAUGCCAACUUCUUCGUCAUCAUUUGCACUCGAACUUGGCGGCAUUCAAGGUUCAUUUCGACAACUCAAUAUCGAUUGAAUUUAAUUUCCUUUUAUAUUUUUUUUACUCUUUAUUUAUUCAUUUUAUAACCAUAGACAUUACAUUUUAUUUUAUAAUUAUUUUUUAAAUUUCAUUCAUUAAUUUUAUUCAAAAUAAAAUUCAUCAUUAGCUAUCUCAUUUUCAAUUAUAAAAAAAAAUCUAUUUAGUUCUCAAGUGUCCAGUAGUUCCAUCUAC